Messenger RNA from Exaiptasia diaphana, 4062 nucleotides. RefSeq lists its product as uncharacterized. The transcript has 10 exons. The record is from RefSeq and is a predicted model, not a curated record. Lineage: Eukaryota; Metazoa; Cnidaria; Anthozoa; Actiniaria; Aiptasiidae. The coding region runs from base 130 to 4062 and encodes 1310 amino acids.
CAAUAUUUUUUCAUGCAUAAUAAUUUUCCUUCUAUCCAAUCACAUCUCGCCGGUUUCAGUAUUGAAUAAAUAUGAUCGUUKAAGGAGUUUGUGUUCACAACCCCAACCAUUUCAAAGCAGAUUUCAGAUAUGGAGUUCAGUUCGCAAGAAUGGCAAUCGCGUUUAGCCAACCUUUUCAAUUCUUCCAUCCCAGAUAUUCAGGAUCAGGGACCUUCUUUGAACGAUCACAACGUUGUUGAAAACACUGUUGUUCAGCAUCAAGAGGUUCCUAACACUUUCGAAACAUUAGAUCUUGAAAUGAUUGCUGAUCCAUCCGCCGAGCUUUAUCAACUUGAUGAAAACAUAUUGAGUGGAGCGAAUGCGGUCUGCGCACCACAAGAGGAACAACAAAACAGCAAAAGAUUCCAUUGCGAUCAAUGUGAUAAAACGUUCGCCCAUGACAGUGCGCUGAAACGACAYAUUCGUCAGAAGCAUCAAAUGACAAGUAAAAUGAGUUGUUCCAAAUGUGGAAUCAAAAUAUCCAGGCGCGACAAUUUAAAAAGACACGAGCUGAAAUGUAUUAAGGGAAAAAGACGUUCAGAAGACGAUGGCAGUCAAGCUGAAAGGAAAAACACCCGAUCAGAGCAAGAAGUAAUUGAAUACGAGUUGGCAAAUAUCCCUCAAGAAAUGUACAACAGAUACGAUGGACCAUGGUUGAAUGAUGAAGAUUUGGAGAAUUUACAAGUUGGUGGUGGAGACGAAGAACAAGAGGAAUGCGCUCUCGAACAAAAUGCGACUGUAUUCAAAUAUAUUCCCAACAAACACGAAAAAACGGAUUUACUCCUCACCCUGCAAGGAAAAAAGGAAAAGAUUAUAAAACAGAUCCAAAAACAACUCAAAAAGCAUCGAGGUAUAAAGUGGUCCCUAUGUUCCAAAGUGAGAAUGAUCAAAUCAGCACCCGAAGGAGAAGACCACAUUGCUACUCCACAUUUCCGAAGCCGGUGUCAAACCACCACCGAUCCUCACACUUUAGAACACCAAUACAAUGAAGCUAUGGAAAAAAUGAAAAACUCAUUCCUCGAGUACCAGAGAGAGGGCAGCGGCUGGCAACUGGAUGAGGUUCUCCACUUGGAGUUGAAUGUUGUGACAUACAACCCACUUCAUGGCUCAAGCUAUCUUCCCCUUCCCAAGAGGAUUAAAGACAAAAAAGCGAUCCUGAACAUCCAAAAUGAAGACCAGAAAUGUUUUCUGUGGUCGGUGGUGGCAGCACUCCAUCCCGUCCAAAGGUCCGCUMACCCWCAWYGUGUUCAYCACUACARAAAGUAUGAACACGAGCUCAACAUGGAGGGAGUAGAUUACMCAGUUCAAGUCAAGCAAAUCUCUAARGUUGAACGUCAGAACAACAUCAGUAUCAAUGUCUUUGGUUUCGAAGACAAUGAACUGUUCCCGCUUUACAUUACCAAAGAAAAACAAGUAACGCAUAUUAAUUUACUAUUAUAUUCAUAUGAAGAUAAGAGACAUUAUUGUCUCAUCAGAAAUUUUAGUAGAUUAAURGGUAGUUUAACAAAUCACGACGGAGAACGAUAUUACUGUGUCUACUGUUUGCAUGGUUUUGUCCGGCAAGCUUUGUUGGAAGACCACGAAYCCCGCUGUGGUCGGCAUGGACCCCAACGGAUUCGGUUGCCAGAUGAAGACCACGCAACGUUGUCGUUCAAAGAGGUACAGAAGCARCUCAAAGUCCCUUGCAUCAUUUAUGCAGAUUUUGAGUCUAUUUUAGUCCCGUGUGCUUCUUCCCCUUUGGAYGAUAACAUGAGYGGAACACAGAAAACHCARCAUCAUCAGCCCUGUGGGUUUGGGUAUGUUGUGGUCUCCACUGUUGAGCAGUUAAACCAAGCUCCAGUGAUUUAUAGAGGGAAAGACUGUGUCGAUAGGUUUUUGCAGUGUUUGUUAGAGGAAGAAAAACGGAUUUCAGCGGUUCUUGAGCAGGUGGCUCCCAUGAUCAUCACAGAGGAGCAGSAGUGUGAAUUUCAAAAUGCCACUCAUUGUCACAUUUGCAAUCACCUGCUUGGGGCCGAUAGAGUUCGCGAUCACUGUCACGUGACCGGAUAUUACCGUGGCCCCGCCCACAAUGAGUGCAAUUUGAACUACAAGUUUUCUGGGAAGCAUCCUGUAAUCUUUCAUAACCUUAGAGGGUAUGACGAGCAUCUGUUUUUAAAUAGUUCUUUGGAACGUCUAGUGGAUAAUCUCAGCAAAGAGGGCGUAGAAAAAUUUAAGACAUUGGAACGGUAUGUGGACGAGGACAAGGUUYCUCUCCUCUUGCGCAAGGGCGUUUAUCCUUACGAAUAUUUAGAUUCCUUUGAAAAGUUUGAAGAACCUCARUUGCCUAGCAUAGAUUGUUUUUUCAGCUCGUUGACCGGAAGUUCUGUCUCUGUACCUGAUUACGAGCAUGCUCAAGAGGUCUUUCACACUUUUCAGUGUCAGAAUUUAGGUGAUUACCAUGAUUUGUACUUAAAGUCGGAUAUUCUCCUKUUGGCCGAUGUUUUUGAGAAUUUUCGCCUAAUCUGUCUAGAAUGUUAUCAGUUGGAUCCAGGUCACUUUUUCACGGCUCCCGGUUUGUCAUGGGCUGCCUGUUUGAAAAUGACAGAGGUCGAAUUAGAACUCUUAAGAGAUCCGGAUAUGUAUCUGUUUGUAGAGGAAGGUUUGAGAGGGGGGAUAAGUCAAAUCACUCAUAGGCAUGCUCAAGCAAAUAACCCUUAUCUACCAAACUAUGAUCCUGAAAAACCACAUAAUUAUAUCAUGUACCUCGAUGCAMACAAUCUCUAUGGUUGGGCAAUGUCUCAGUCUCUCCCAGUCAACAAUUUUGAAUGGUUGGCCCCUGGAGAAAUAGAGAAGCUAGAAGAAACCAUCACCACGACUCUCCCUGGAGAUGGAACAGAGGGAUUCAUCCUUGAAGUCGACCUUGAGUAUCCUCAACACCUUCACAACCAACACAAUGACUACCCACUGGCUCCAGAAAAACUGAGAGUCCCCGAAGAGUGGUUGUCRCCGUAUGCUGUCCAACUCCAAGACGAUCUGCAAAUGAAAUAUGUCCCAACGRCGAAACUCGUUCCUAAUUUACAUCACAAAGAACGCUAUGUGCUCCACUACAGAAWCCUCCAACUCUAUCUCUCUCUGGGGAUGAAAUUAAUCAGAAUCCAACGAGUGCUAAGAUUUAACCAAUCUCCCUGGUUAAAAACCUACAUCGAUUUCAACACUGAUAAGCGAAAACAUGCAAGAAACGACUUUGAAAAGGAUUUCUUCAAGCUCAUGAAUAAUUCUGUUUUUGGGAAAACCAUGGAAAACCUAAGAAAAAGGGUCAAUGUGAAACUUGUAAACACCGUCAAGCAGUUGAAGAAAYUAUCAGCAUCCCCCUUGUUUGACUAUUUUCGUAUCUUUGAUGAAGACCUGGUGGGUGUUAACCUGAGAAAACCGUCCCUCUAUCUCAACCGUCCCAUUUACGUGGGAUUCGCCAUCCUCGACCUGUCUAAAGUCCUCAUGUAUGACUUUCAUUACAAUUACAUCAAACAGAUCUAUGGRGAGAAAGCGAAACUUCUUUUCACGGACACCGAUUCACUGUGCUACGAUAUCAAGACCGACGACAUCUAUGAAGAUAUGAAUCGGGACUUGGAUCUGUUUGACACCUCAKACUAUCCCAGAAACCAUACUCUACACAGCACUCRCAAUAAAAAAGUGAUAGGAAAGAUGAAAGAUGAAACCCAUGGUAUUCCCAUURAAGAAUUUGUGGGUCUGCGCCCMAAAAUGUACUCYCURCAAUACCAUGAAAAUGGGUGUGAGRUGGAGAAGAAGACGGCCAAGGGAAUCUCCAAGAAUGUGACCAAGAGGGACAUCCGUCAUUCCCACUAUAGAGAUUGUUUGUUUAGUAAGAAGCGAACCAUUAAUAAYAUGAAACAGUUAAGAAGUUUCAAACACCAAAUUUAUACCUUAAACAUGAAUAAGAUAGGACUUAGUCCAUAUGACGAUAAGAGAUAUAUCUUAGAGGAUGGAGUGACCACCUUAGCUUAUGGUCAUUACUCCAUAACAUAA